Molecule: messenger RNA, 3178 nt
Organism: Argiope bruennichi
Lineage: Eukaryota; Metazoa; Arthropoda; Arachnida; Araneae; Araneidae
Product: forkhead box protein D5-B-like
Exons: 3
Coding region: 741-2012 (423 amino acids)
Biological process (GO): regulation of transcription by RNA polymerase II; animal organ morphogenesis
Cellular component (GO): nucleus
Molecular function (GO): RNA polymerase II cis-regulatory region sequence-specific DNA binding; DNA-binding transcription factor activity, RNA polymerase II-specific
Source: RefSeq, a predicted model, not a curated record
UAUUUUUUUAUUUUUCUAAUUCUCCUUUUCCUCAAGCCGUUAUUUCUGAAUGCCACUUAGUCGCGAGGGUCUAGCUUAACUGGUAGACACGUGUAUGUACAUUUUUAUAUAUCCAUCUCAAAGCAUAGGGAGUGUUAAUUUAAAAGGAAAUUUAGUAAAAAAAGAGUGAAAGAAACAAACUUCCGAGUUGGAGAGGGGCAAAAAAGUACGAUUAAUUUUGAUAUUUCUGACGUUUUUUUCCUUUCCCUGAUGCUUUUAUUAGAUCAAAAGCAAGGAGUUAAGGAAAGGUAUUUUGUCUGUGUUGACAUUCAGGUAUAAAAAAAUAUUUUUUGAUGGCAGGUUAAACAGCUUGGAUUAAAAAAAAAAAAAAAAAAAUUGGAUGGAAACACCAAAAUACUCCAAAGAGAAACUUAACGUAGUGAAACGAGAUUUCAUUUUUUUUCCCCAACUUCAAAUCCUGCUGCUUUAUUUCCGCCUUAUUCUAGAGGGGUUGGAAUGAUAUGCUUAUUUUUAUAAUCAACCAUCCCACAGAAGAAAAAUUCGAUACAUUUAUCGCAAAGGGUGUAGCAGACGACUGGAUAAGAUGCUACCUCCCUCCGCUGAGCCCGGCUCCUAAGUGAUCAGGAACCUGGCCAGGAAAUGCGAACUAUUCCAACUGAUCAUCAUUCGCUGUCAGAGUUUGACGUCACCAUAAACUGGAACGAACAGAAGAACACUUUUUUUUGCCACCCCUUUUCAACAUGCUGGAAGCCGUAAAUGACAGAUCCGCAAGAAUCGAAUCCAUGUCCGACAUCGAAGAUACCGAUUUUUUAUUGAGAGACAUGGAGUUCACCCCGGUGUCCACCACAACAGUGGACACUAAGGGGGUAUAUGUGGACAAUUCGAACGCCGAAACGGUGGUCCAGAGCUCUUUGGAGCCUCAGCCGCCCCAACUUCCGACCAGCUCCUCUGAAGAACUUCAAGAAACUGCUCAUGGAUCAUCAAGAAAAAACUCUUCAGGCCUGCGACGGCAAGAAAAGCCUCCUUACUCCUAUAUCGCCCUGAUAGUGAUGGCGAUUCAGAGCUCUCCGUCCAAGCGCCUAACACUGAACGAGAUCUACCAGUACCUUCAGGGCCGAUUCCAGUUCUUCAGGGGCCAGUAUCAGGGCUGGAAAAACUCCGUCCGACACAACCUGUCCCUCAACGAUUGCUUCAUCAAGCUGCCCAAAGGUCUGGGCAGACCGGGCAAAGGCCACUACUGGACGGUCGAUCCGGCCAGUCAGUACAUGUUCGAGGAGGGUUCGUUCAGACGCAGGCCGAGAGGCUUCAGGCGACGAUACCAGGCUUUGAAGCCUUACGCGCAGUUCUACCAUUCAGGGGGAGUCAAUAAUUUUCUAGGUUUUGACGGAAUUUCAUUUCCAGCCAACAACAAUGGUAGCUGCUGGCUACCCAAUCCUGGUAAUUAUCCGCCUAUGUCACAACAGCAAUAUUUUUCUCAAGAAAGCCUUCCAAAUACUAAUGCUUGGCCAUCCAACUCAGUAGCUUCUCAUUGGCCUCAAAAUGACCACAUUUUUGGCGAUGGUGGGCCAAUCCAAAAUACACAAACGACUGGAAAGCAGAUCUCCACUUUAACCGAUGUUCAGAACUACGCCAACACAUUCGCCAACGCAAUGACAACAUUGGCGACUGAAAUCGAAGACAUCACCCUCAGCAAAGAACAGCAAGAACGAUCAGUUCCUCAGGUACCCAUUUACCCAAAUCAAAGACCGCCAAAUUCUUCCCAAUUUGGUCAGCCCGAACAGGUGCCACAGACUGGCUGCAGCACAAGGCAAGACUGGGCUUUGCAGUAUUCAAAUUUGCAAUCGGAAGUGAAUGGUCUGCUAGCCCCUCGACCACCCAACCAAGUAACAGAACAUGCAGAACCGAAUUCUCAUCUCUCUCAAAGUACCGAUAUGUCACCCAAUCCUGCCAGUGCGAUUCCUUCGUCAGUGUCACAAUACCCUUGGUUAGUCAACAGGUGGACGUGUUUCUGAUGGAAUACUUCAAUGUUGUGAAAAUUAACAUGAAAUAUUUCACAUUUAUCUCUCAGGAAUGUAAAAAUAAAUAGAAUUUUAAAUUGAAUUUUAUGGCACUAUGAGCUUUGAAGAAACUGCGAUAUUUUAUGAGGUAGGAGAGAAGAGACGGAAUUAAUAAAAUAUAUGCAUUCAAGUGAUAAAAUUUUAAACUCUCAACAACAUUUAAGUUUGGAUUAAAUGAAAUUUCAUAUUUAACAUCCUGCAGGGUGUUCCAAAAAUACAUACACAAUUUGAAUAAGUAUGGCACAAAUAAUUCAUACCAUGCAUUAAUUUUUCAUAAAUCAAUUUAAUUGAUAUAAUUACAGAAUCAAAUCAGUUAUCAGAUGUUUUAAGAUUAAAAUUUACUAAUGCAAUAUUUUUCUUAUUUCGUAGUCCCUGCAUUUACACACCAAAUAAUUCACUUAAUCGUCAUUAUUAUAGCUAAAGGCAGUCAAUAAGUUCACAUAAGUUUCUAAAAUCAAACAAGAAUUAAGUGUAAAUUGUGUUAUGUAGAGUUUAUAAAAGAUUGGUCUUGCUACUUUCAGAAUAUCUUGGGUGGUAAGCUAAUGCAAAUAUUUCUUGGGAAAAAAAAGAUAAUAUAUUCAUACUGAUUAAUUUGAAUUAUGAAAUGUUAAGAUAUGUUAUUAAUUUAUACACUUGAAAUUAUUCAAGAUGCGCGAACAUUUUUGGAACAUCCAGUACAAUAAAAAUUAUCGCAUAUUUAUUGUAAUCGGAAAUCAAGAUGCCCUUUUCCCUGUAAUAGUAGAGGGGAAAAAAUACUGUAUACAUCCUCCUACAAAAAAAAAAAAAAAAAAAAAAAAAAACCUUAUGUUUCUACCAUCUUUUGUUAGUUUUUUUUUUUGGGGGGGGGAGGAAACUUUUACAGAUGUAUUUAAAGCUCUUACUACAAGUAAUAGAGAUAUUUUUAAUAUGUUUGAAAUAUUCUAGUUCAGGAAGGAUUCUAAUUUCUUUCUUUCUGAUAAAAUCAUUAUACUGAACGAGAUCUGUUUUGCAAGACACAAUUUUUUCGAAAGUAGCACCUGUUAUUGCAGUUUAGAUGUUUAUCAAGAAAGACUUGUGAUGAAGACUGAAUGAACUCUUCCUUUGAAUUAAAUAUGGAUCAUAAUAAAAUAAAGUGAAAAAUA